UGAAAAAUUUCGUUUUAAAAUGUAAAAGCACAAGAAGAGUGAACUAUUCAUUUUCAACAAGGUCCCGCUCUCCCUACCUCUCACUCAAUCUUCCCCCAUCCUCUGCUUCGCAGGAACCCAUACGACACCGUCCGCCGUGGAGUAUCGCACGUCACGAUUCACCUCCUUUCUAUUUGAUUAAUCUCGAUGACGCUUGGUUGGUAAAAGUACGCAUAGCGGAACGAGGCAUGGCAAAGGUGGCUAAACCGAGUUCUCAUCGAAUUGGUUCGGUGCCUUUGAAAAGUGGACCUAUGGUUAAGAAGAAGACACCUUCGGAACUCAGGGGAGAGCUAUUGAAACGGGCAAGCUUUCUGGAUAAUAAUGCUGAAUCUCCACCCCCCUUGGCUGAUACUGCUAAGACCACUGAGGUGAGCAAUGGAUUAAAAAGAACAGGGUUAUGGAAGCCCCCUAGAUACACUAACACACGGGUUGAUGAAGUAUUUGCUGCAAAAAAGCCCAGGUUUAAAAUUGCAUCUGGAAAAGAAAACUCAAAGGGUAUUCCAUCCUUGGAACAAACAAGUAAUCUGAAAAAUCUUUCAGUUUUUUCGAUUUUGGAGGCUAAGAGACAGCAAGAAAAUUCAUGCCCAAAGACUUCUGAUGUGUCUUCUGAGCCUGGCAAAGAUAGCGUCUUACAACCUUGUCAAACAUUUGGAAAGUGCAGUCAAGGGAAAUUUCGCAGUGUUUCUGAACUUUCAGCAGCCGUUGAUAUAUGUUGUGGCUCAGGUGCUAUUGACCUGGGAAAAGCAUUAAGAGGACUAGCUGCACCUGAAGAACAUUAUGCUAAUGACAAAACUGCUGAUUUGGCUGAUGGACACCCUGUUUUAGGAAAUUUCUUGUCUGAAUGCAAUUUAAUUGGCCAGAAGGUCCCUUUGGAUCUUACUUUAAAAACCAGUAUGCGAAUUGUAUCGUCAUCUGUGAACAGGUCAGUUAUGCGUGGCACCAUGCCUCAGUUAGCCUUUCAGAAUAGUUAUUUCAAGAGUCAAAAUGUGAGAGGUUAUGGUCUACAUUCAUGGAUGUAUCCUCAAUCCAUUCUACCACCUUCUCUGAUAUCAGUCUUGAGCUCAUCAACAUCAGAUGGAGAAUUGGAUUUCUUAAGGAAACGACAAGUAGCUUGGGAAGAAUCCUUUCGUGACCUAUAUUAUAUGCUUCGGAAGGACAUUUGUAGCCUUUUCUAUGUUUGUACUGCUCAGUUUGUGGUGAUGUUUACUGGUGGUGACAGCUCUGGGCAAUCCAAAUGUUUGUGCAAUGCUUAUAUCUCUCAGUCAACCCAAGGUUUAAGAUCAUUGCUAAGAGAGCAUGAUGUCUGUUUCUCUAUGCCUCUUUGCCAUUCGAAAGUGGAACAGGUUGCAACUGAGGAUCUAGUUGAGCUGUCAGAGAUAGAGAAGCAAAACUUAGGACAGAUUCGGCGAUUAAGGUCAUUCUCCGAAGUUGAUAAUAGUCCACAAUCUUUGCUGGUAUUUAGUGGAAACAACAAUGUACAUGCUUUAUAUGACGCCUAUUACUUAAUUAUAGUUGACCAACCUCUUUCUUUUUAG
Molecule: messenger RNA, 1574 nt
Organism: Vigna umbellata (rice bean)
Lineage: Eukaryota; Viridiplantae; Streptophyta; Magnoliopsida; Fabales; Fabaceae
Source: RefSeq, a predicted model, not a curated record